Molecule: messenger RNA, 3093 nt
Organism: Octopus sinensis (East Asian common octopus)
Lineage: Eukaryota; Metazoa; Mollusca; Cephalopoda; Octopoda; Octopodidae
Product: intraflagellar transport protein 122 homolog
Exons: 23
Biological process (GO): non-motile cilium assembly; intraciliary retrograde transport; protein localization to cilium
Cellular component (GO): intraciliary transport particle A; non-motile cilium
Molecular function (GO): protein binding
Source: RefSeq, a predicted model, not a curated record
CCACGUUGUGCUUGGAGAGGGUGAAGAGAGAAAAGAAUGCUAGUGCGCAUGCGUGGUAACUAAGUCUAACAGUUCUUUGGCAAGACAAACAUGAGACCAAUUUGUUUAUGGGACCUCCAGCAUCAAGACAGUGUUUUUGAUGUAUGUCUAAAGCCUGAUAAUAGCCAACUGGUUGCGGCAGUUGGCCAGAAAGUACUUGUCUACAAUACUGCAGAUGGCAAUCUCAUACAACCCUUGAAAGGUCAUAAAGAUAAAGUAUACUGUGUAGAUUACGCCAAAGAUGGUCAGCGUUUUGCAUCAGGAUCUGCAGACAAAUGUGUUAUCAUUUGGACAAGUAAGCUGGAUGGUAUCCUGAAAUUUAAUCACAGUGAUGCCAUCCAGUGUUUAGCAUACAAUCCCAUCACCCACCGUUUGUUAAGUUGUGCUGUUACGGAUUUUGGCCUUUGGGGACCAGAGGAAAAAAGGGUUGACAAGACAAAAAUCAACAGCCGCAUAACUUGCGCUUCUUGGACCAAUGAUGGUCUUUUCAUGGCUUUGGGGUUAUUCAAUGGCGUUGUCAGUAUUCGGUCAAAGACAGGUGAACAGAAAGUUCGUAUUGAACGACCUGAUGCCCACAAUAACCCAAUUUGGGGGAUUGCCUGGAACCCCAGCCAUUCCUUCACCAUGUAUGGCAAAGAAGAGGUGUAUGAUGUGUUGGUUGUCGCUGACUGGGGCCAGAAGCUUUCAUUCUAUCAACUUUCUGGAAAACAGAUUGGUCGAGACAUUAAACUUGGAUAUGAUCCCUGUUUCAUCAAGUGGUUCCACAAUGGGGAAUAUAUCAUAUGCGGUGGUUCAGACAAACAAUGCAGUCUCUACAGCAAAGUUGGGCUGAAAUUAGACGCAAUUGGAAAUGAAGAGACCUCAUGGUUAACAUGUUGUGCUGUCCAAGUGAACUCAGAAAACAUAGUUACUGGAAGCGAAGAAGGAAACAUACGGUUCUACCAAGUUUCAAUGUCCACAAUUCAUGGCUUAUACAAGGAUCGAUACGCAUACAGAGAAAACAUGACGGAUGUUAUUAUUCAAAAUCUUAUAACAAAUGAAAGAGUGAGAAUUAAAUGCCGUGAUGCAGUGAAAAAAAUUGCCGUUUAUCACCAGAGACUAGCUGUCCAGCUUCCUGAUAAAAUUGUCAUCUAUGAAUUGUACAGCAACGAACCUAAUGAUAUGAGAUACAAAGUAAAAGAGAAAAUUAGAAAGAAAAUUGAUUGCAGCCUGAUAGUGGUCACAUCACAGAACAUUAUCCUUUGUCUCGACAAACGUUUGCAGUGUUUAACAUUGCAAGGGGUCAAAGUACGCGAAUGGGAUUUGGAAAGUCAGAUGCGAUAUAUCAAGGUGAUUGGUGGUGCCAUUGGUCAAGAAGGCUUGCUGGUUGGAUUAAGAGCUGGUCAGAUUAUGAAGAUAUUUGUGAAUAACCCGUUUCCAAUAUUGCUGUUGAAGUUAUCUGUCGGAAUCCGUUGCGUUGAUCUGAGUGCCAGUCGGACCAAAUUGGCAGCAAUUGAUGAACAGAACACAUGUUUGGUGUAUGAUCUGAAUAACAAAGAACUCUUAUUCCAGGAACCAGCUGCAAAUAGUGUUGCCUGGAACACAGAAUAUGAAGAUAUGUUAUGUUUCUCUGGGAAUGGCUAUCUAAAUAUCAAAGCCAGCAACUUCCCUGUUCACCAACAGAAGUUAAACGGAUUCGUAGUUGGUUUUUCUGGUUCGAGAAUCUUCACUCUUAAAAUGAAUGCCAUAACUACAAUAGAUGUUCCGCUCUCAGCGCCGAUGUACCAGUAUGUGGAAAAGAAGCUGUAUUUAGAAGCCUGCAACAUUGCCUGCCUUGGUGUAACUGAUACAGAUUGGGACGUCCUUGGACAACAGUCACUGGAGGCUCUAGAUUUGGACACGGCCAAGAAAGCAUUCAUACACUCCCAGAAUUAUCCAUAUUUGGAAUUAAUACAGAAUAUUGAGGACCGAAGGAAAUGCGGAGAAACCGAUAAUCUUGUGUUCCUUGCUGAUAUUUAUGCUCACAAAGGGAAAUUCCAAGAAGCAGCCAAACUCUACAAGAAAGCUGGCCAAGAACACAGAGCAAUGUCUAUGUUUUCGGAUCUCCGAAUGUUUGAUUAUGCAAAGGAAUAUAUUGGCUCAGGUGCCGCUGCGGAUGAACGUCAGCUAAUCAGCAAACAGGCAGACUGGGCCAAGAGCAGCAACGAACCCAAAGUUGCAGCUGAAAUGUACAUGGCAGCUUCAGAAUAUACCAAAGCGGUUCAAAUUAUGGGAGAGCAUGGUUGGUCGGAUAUGCUCAUUCGUUUGGCACGUAAACUUGACAAAACAGAUCAAGAGAUUUUGAAUCUCUGCGGAAGUUACCUGAUGAAAAUGGAGAAGUAUUCCCUGGCUGCCGAAGUGUAUCACAAAAUUGGAGAUAUAAAGUCGAUAAUUAAUCUCUGGGUGAAAGCAAGACAAUGGGAUGAUGCGUUUGCCCUUGCGGAACAGCAUCCAAAGUACAAACAAGAUGUCUAUAUCCCUCAUGCCCAGUACCUUGCGGAGGCUGAUAUGUUUGAAGAAGCACAACAAGCCUACCAUAAAGCCGGCCUGGUGGAUGCUGCUGUGAAAGUUUUGGAGCAACUGGCUUUUAACGCUGUCAAGAAGAAUCGGUUCUGUGAUGCUGGAUUUUAUUUCUGGAAAUUGUCAUUCCAGUGCUUGGAUAUUGCUCGAGAUCAUCCUGAAAAACAAAGAGAAAUGCUGAACAAGUUUCACGACUACCAAAGAAAAGCUGAAAUGUAUUACAUAUACCACAACAUACAUGAAUAUGUGGAAGAACCAUUUACCUCUCAUAUGCCACUGACUAUGUUUAAUAUGGCUUGUUAUUUAUGGCAUCUCCUCCAGAAGGAAUCACCAUUGGGAAUAUCAAAAGUAUAUACACUGUACGUGCUUGCAAAACAGAGUCGCCAACUCCAGGCCUAUAAACUGGCUCGGUAUGCUUAUGAUAAGCUGCAAGAGAUGAGAAUCCCUGUACACCUGCAGGAGUCCAUUAGUUUAGGCAGUUUGAUGAUCAGAUCUAAAUCCUUCCAUGACAUGGAG